Patella vulgata (common limpet) is the source of this 312-nucleotide messenger RNA. RefSeq names its product glutamate receptor U1-like. Gene Ontology annotation, cellular component: membrane. The transcript has 3 exons. The coding region runs from base 1 to 312 and encodes 103 amino acids. Lineage: Eukaryota; Metazoa; Mollusca; Gastropoda; Patellidae. The record is from RefSeq and is a predicted model, not a curated record. Gene Ontology annotation, molecular function: glutamate-gated receptor activity.
AUGAUCGCGCAGACACUGAACUUCACGUACUCCUUCGUUCAACCACGUGAUUGCAAAUGGGGGUUAGAGGUCAAUGGCGUUUGGGAAGGAAUGAUUGGUCAGCUAGUUCGACAGGAAGUGGACCUCGUUAUUGCAGAUUUGGCUGCAACAGAUAAUAAAUUCUGGCCUAAGAAGGAGUCGCUGCGAAUACUGGUGGCUUUCUUCUGGAUAUUUUGUGUAGUACUAAGCGCCGCGUACGUUGGCAACUUGACGGCUAAAUUAGCAGAAACGAAAGAGAAUAAGGCUUUCAACAGUCUGGAAGAACUGAGAUAA